This is a messenger RNA of Vollenhovia emeryi, 1865 nucleotides long. It is a transcript of the gene Lop1, whose product is annotated as rhodopsin. Gene Ontology annotation, cellular component: membrane. NCBI's taxonomy places the organism in Eukaryota, Metazoa, Arthropoda, Insecta, Hymenoptera, Formicidae. Gene Ontology annotation, biological process: visual perception; phototransduction; G protein-coupled receptor signaling pathway. The transcript has 6 exons. Gene Ontology annotation, molecular function: G protein-coupled receptor activity. The coding region runs from base 208 to 1338 and encodes 376 amino acids. The record is from RefSeq and is a predicted model, not a curated record.
UUAAGCGCGGCACGUCGUCGCGGCGAAUUUUGAGCCGCAACCGAUGGUGGACCGAACAGGGAACUCUACCUGCCAGCGUCUUCACGGAAAGACCGUUACAAGAAAUCACGCCGGCCAUAGCGAUUAUUUGGAUUAGUUCGUUCACCACGACGAUUUUAUCCAAGUAGCGCGAACAGAGUUCAUCAUGUCUUCACCUCGCAGUUCAUCAUGUCUUUCGCAUCGGGACCAAGCCAUGCGGCCUACACGUGGGCGACGCAAGGAGGAUUCGGUAAUCAGACGGUGGUCGACAAAGUGCCGCCGGAGAUGCUCCACCUGGUCGACGUCCACUGGUACCAAUUCCCGCCGAUGAACCCUCUGUGGCACGCGCUCCUCGGCUUCGUCAUCGGCAUACUUGGCUCGGUAUCCGUCAUCGGUAACGGCAUGGUGGUAUACAUAUUCACCACCACCAAGAGUCUCCGCACGCCAAGCAACCUGCUCGUCGUCAAUCUCGCCAUCUCUGACUUCCUCAUGAUGUUGUGCAUGUCUCCAGCUAUGGUGAUCAACUGCUAUUACGAGACUUGGGCGCUAGGACCCUUGUUCUGUGAAUUGUACGGCUUGGCGGGCUCCCUGUUCGGGUGUGUCUCCAUAUGGACAAUGACGAUGAUCGCAUUCGACAGGUACAACGUAAUUGUGAAAGGCUUGUCUGCUAAGCCAAUGACCAUUAACGGCGCCCUCCUUCGCAUAUUCGGCAUCUGGGCUUUCUCGUUACUCUGGACAAUCGCUCCGAUGUUCGGAUGGAACCGCUACGUGCCCGAGGGCAAUAUGACUGCCUGUGGUACCGAUUACCUGAGCAAGGACAUGCUCUCCAGAUCGUACAUCCUGGUCUACAGCGUCUUCGUCUAUUUCUUGCCGCUGUUCCUCAUCAUCUACAGCUACUUCUUCAUCAUUCAGGCCGUCGCCGCUCACGAGAAGAACAUGCGCGAGCAAGCGAAGAAGAUGAACGUCGCUUCUCUGCGAUCGGCCGAGAACCAGAGCACCAGCGCCGAGUGCAAACUGGCCAAGGUAGCUCUCAUGACCAUCUCCUUAUGGUUCAUGGCGUGGACUCCGUACCUAGUCAUCAAUUGGGCGGGCGUCUUCGAGACGACCAAGAUCAGCCCGCUCUUCACGAUCUGGGGCUCUCUCUUUGCCAAAGCGAACGCUGUAUACAAUCCCAUUGUGUACGGCAUCAGCCAUCCUAAGUACCGAGCUGCUCUCUUCCAGAGAUUCCCGUCUCUGGCGUGUACCUCCGAGUCGUCGGCUGGGGCGGACACGGUGUCCACGACCACCACGGUUACAGAAGGCGAAAAACCUGCCGCAUAAAAUAAUGACGCUGUACACAUCGGUUUUUUGACGAUGCAAUAGACUUGCUAAAUGGACGUAACGUCGUUGAAAUACUGUUAUAUUCUCGUCAUAAAGAAAUCGCAUCAUCAAGCACGAGUUGUAAAUAGUUGCAUUUUAAAUAACGCGAGAAAGAUACAUCACUAACGAGAAUACAUUUAAGCGUGAUUUUGUAUCCGUAAGAGAAUGUCGAUUAAUUGUGGUCAAAGCAAGACCUAAAAGCCAAGCCCGAUAUGCGAAAAACUGUAACAACGAGGGUUAAACGGUCCCGUUAUAACUGUGAUUCUAUGAUACAUUGUAUGGUUCGGCCGCACCACGAGACGAAUUUCUCAUAAAUGGCUCAUAGCGCCGCAGUUUGUAAAUUUUAUCAUCUCUUGGAAUACGUGGUCACUUUGGAAUUAGCAAACAUAUAAUAUCGCUAAAAGUAAAUUACAUCGCCGUGAGACAAGGUGAUGAUAUCGGGUCUGUAAUUAAUUUUAUAGAAUUAAAUAAAUUCUGCAUGCAAUCAC